Molecule: messenger RNA, 2366 nt
Organism: Chenopodium quinoa (quinoa)
Lineage: Eukaryota; Viridiplantae; Streptophyta; Magnoliopsida; Caryophyllales; Amaranthaceae
Exons: 5
Coding region: 1627-2055 (142 amino acids)
Source: RefSeq, a predicted model, not a curated record
UGGACGACCUUGACAUAGUUAACUAUGGCAAGAUAACAGCAAUAAAAUUACAGAAAAUCGAAAAAAAAAAAACGAAAUUAGAAUUUUGCAGAAAAACGAAAUCGAAGAGAUAUAGAGGACUCAAACAUUUUGCAGGUUGGAGAUCGGAGAUCGUAAAGCGGAGGGAUUUCGACAAGAUUACAGCAGUAAAAUUACAGAAAUCGACAAAAAAAAACGAAAUUUGAAGUUUGUAGAAAAACGAAAUCGAAGAGAUAGAGAGGACUCGAACAUUUUGCAGGUUAGAGAUCGGAGAUCGUAAAGCGGAGGAAUUUCGGCAACUCAUAUCUACUGUUAAUCGAAAAAAGGUAACUUUAAAUUUGAAUUUGGGUUUGAAGUGUUGUAGAUCUGACUAGGGUUUAGGUGAUUUGUCUGUUCGAAUAUGGUUUAAUUUGCAGAAAAUGUCGGAUAAUUUGCAAAUAAUGAAGUGAACUACUGAAUUACGAAAGUGUGAACUGGUUUAAUUUCCGUGUUUUAAUUUCUGUAAUUGAAAUUGGUUGAAUUCUUUCUGGUAGAGGUGUGUGUUGAUAGAUGAGCAAUUUACAUCGGACUGAUGUGAGCAUGAAUAGAUGAAUUAAUACAUGAGCAAUUUAGAAGAUUGUUUAAAUGUCUGAAGGAAAUCGUAAGCGUACAUUUUGUGAUGUACCAGAGAAUGUGGUAUGUACUUUACAGUUUGCUUAAUACUGUGUUUGUUCUGUAGAUGUUAAUUGCUGGUGAAUUAAUUGUUGGUAGUAAUGUGAAUUAAUACAUGAGCAAUGUCAAUUAAUACAUGAGCAAUGUAGGUUGGUGAAGAAGAGGAUGGAUUUGUGUUGAGUAAUAAGGCAGUAGGCACACCGAGGGAGAAACAAUAGAGUUGUACCCUGGAAUUUUUAAGGUAGCUAGGUUACAAUUUUGGUUUGGUAGUAGUAAUAAAACAGUUGGUAAUGUAGUUGUUGUGGAAGGAUGAUAGGUUAACUUAUAGAGGACUUGUGAAAGUGAGGGGAGAGGUGAUGUUGGAACUUGCUAAGGGCAGAAGGAGGGUAAGACUAUUUACUGUAUGUUUGUGUUUGAUGAUAUGUGCUAACUAAGUGUGUUUAGUAACGUGGGUGUCAUUGUUUAGCAGCCUCCUAACAUGAGUUGUCGGAUUGAGUCAUUUGGGCGUAUUUGCCAAAAAAUUGAUGAUAGGAGAAGACGAUGGGUUUGUGAGAUGGGUUUUGGAGGUCUACUACAACUUGCAUUCAAUAUGCAAUUACCGUGGUAGUUGGCGUAUUGGCUGAUGACUCAUAUAGAUCCGCUAAGAAAAAUGUUGAUAACUCCCGAUGGUGUGGAGUUUAGGUUAUCCAAGAAACAAGUCCAGUGGGUGUUAGGAAUACCAAUGGGUACAAGGAGUGUUCCUUCCACUAAAACCAUGAGUGUAGAGGAUCGGGAAAAGGUGCAAAGAAUUUUGUUGAAGUACGGGAAGGCAUGGGAGUCUAAUGGACAACGUGGCCGGGUGUACACAUUGGUCGGGAUACCAUUGAGCUCAGAAAUGAUGGAUUGCUUAGAUGGUCACUUUGAUGGUAGUGAGGAAGAGGAAUUUAAGACGUUUUUAAUAAAAUAGUUGCUUUGGAGAUGGUAUUGUGUCCUACACAGUCUUCCCGUCUUGCGGCUGAUUUGUUACCUGCAAUUGGAUGUGCAAUGGAGGCUAAUGAGUACGACUGGUGUGGUUUAGUCUUGUCGAAAUUCAUAGGGAGUGUUUCUAGUUUUGCUCGACGAUUCUAUGCUAAUGGGUUUGCAAGUGGAUGUGGAGGCUGUGCUAUUUUUGCUACCAUAUUUUACUUGGAUCGUUUAAAUCGGGAUGCUGUUGAUUGGGAGAUUUUCCCAAGACUGAAAGUAUGGAGUAUGUAUGAGAUUCGGAUGGCAUCGAAGAUGGACAAAUCAAUUAAAGGGGACUUUGGGAGGUUAGGGGUGUUGGACGUAGUUUAUGGGGAACAACACCCGAGGGAUGCAAGGGAUAGUGUUGCCCCCCAAGAUGAAGUGAAUAUUGCAACAGCUAGGUAAGUGUAACUUCUAAGAUUAGGCAUAGGAGGGAUCGAACUGCUGACUGUUGAUAGGCGUGUCGCGUACCUAACAAAAUAUAACCUAACUGACCACUACUAUGUAGCAGGGCAAGCAAGGGUCAAAUCCCAAGAGACUAAGGUUCAAAAAUAAUUAAAUAGACUCAAAUUCCUACUAAGCAAGAAUCAAUAAUGAUCGAUUAACUAAGGAACUAAUGUAUGGAAAAUUCGAAAAUAAACUAAAGAAUAUGAAGAAAUCAAGUAAUUAAAACAUCCAAGAUCAAGUAUCACCACAAUUACGAAUGAUGCAAUUAU